CCCAUGACGGUCCGCCUCGCGCACCCGCAGUAAUCCUACCUCUCUGCCACUACGAAUCACCUUCGGACAUUGCACAUUGCGUCGGAACAACCCAUCCACGAAAUUGUGUCGUCGGUUUUCGCAUUCAUCCUCGUCAUUAAACGGCGCGUUGGGUGCUUGCCAUUCGUCAGUCACUUCUCGACGACGGGGUCCAUCUGCUGCCAGAUCCAGUGACGGGACUAGACUGCAGUUUCUGCAGGUCCUUCCCCCAGUCCCUCCUCGCCCAUUGUUAUGCCCGGACACGCUGGAAUGGAGCCUUCCUCCUCGUGGCUUCCCAGCAUAGUGCUGCGCGCUUUCGAGCUCGUCCCUUUCACAGAUGGACCUGGUGGGUAGGGUAAGGGCGUAAGGCGGAUGAUAGUCACUGGAGGCCAAGUGCGCUGAUCACGGCGAUCAUCGCCUCCGGCUUCGAGUCGGCCGUGCGGGGAAGGAAAGAAGGGGGGCGCCCACUCGCUUGCUAGCCGGGAUUCUAUAUAACUAGGAUCUCGGGUUCUUCAACGAUGCGGACGACCCCUGGACCCUUCCGUUUCUUCUGUGUUGGUCCCGAAGUGUUGGAAACCCAAGGCUGCCGUGAUCGACGCCGUCACCUCCGGAUCUGUCGGUCCUCAAACUGCCGAUGAACAGUAAUCGACAACGGUCCAGUCCAUUUCUAUUCUAAGUGGGUGUGUACGAUCAAUUUCCAGCCGUAUUUCAUCGGCCGGGCUGCAUCGUCACCUUGGCUGCUCCGAAACAGUGGACGACAGCAACACGAGGCCCAAUUGGCGUCACCUCCUCCACGAACGAAACCGAGGCUUUCCUACAUAGCAGGGAUAUCGCGAGUUUGACGAUCGUCAUAUCGCCUCACGACGAGCAGAAUGCGUGGCCUCUGUGGCCUGCAUUGAGAUGCCGGCACCGGUGGGCACGCAAAGAUGCUCAGGCCAUUGAGCCUAGUACGAGCGACGGACGAGCGACAGCCAGGAUCACACGCCGUCUCCAUCAAUUUCUCUCCUACUCCAUUCUCGACCUCGUUUGUCUCUAAGGCUGCUGUUACCUCUGGGCCCUCGUUGUCUUCCAUGUUCCUCCGGGUAAACAUCAUGAGGGAUGACGCGAAAGGACGAGGGGAUUAAAACAAGGCGAAAGCAUGUCGUCAGUGUUUGCUCCAUGGCAUAUUGAUCAGUAGAAGAAGGAAUGAAUUAGUCGAUCUGUAGCGCGUACGAUAAUACGGGCUGUAUCGCAUUGCGCACCGAAACAAUGUAACGCCGCGUAAAGCAAAUGUUGGGAGAUGGCCUCGAGGUGAGCAACCACCCGGUCCUCUAAUGGAUCCCCAGCCGCGUCCCUUGAACGAGGCUUCUUUCAAGAACGCACGGCUGCAUGUGCGUACUCCGGCAGAGUUGAACGUUGCUGGAGGAUCGAGGCUUUCACUGAUCGCCAUUAGCAUGAGCCAGCUACACCCUGCUGCUGGGCACAGUUGCAGGAAAGUCAAGGGCAGGCCAGCUUUGGUCAGCAUUCAUUUCAAGGUAGCUUGCCUCGCUGCCAAGUCGAAGUUGCUAGUCUGAAUGACUCCAAUCAGCCCAACUGCUUUCAGCGCAUGGCUUUCUGCGCGUCCCGGACGCCUUGCUGUAUUUAAAUCAUCCGGGUGCCAGUCCACUUUGGUUCUACGGAGCUGACAGAGCAUCUUGCCCGUCCCGAUCAGAAGCUUGAUAGCUUUACCGGAGUCACGCAGUCGACAGUUUACCCUACAUAGGCUCUUUGGUUUUCCGUUCCUUAGAGAAGCACUCAGAAACGACCACUGGACCCACCUUGAAAGCAUCAUCACAUUGUUGCGAAUGUGAUUUGGCUAUUGAGCCAAAUAGCCUCACAGCCGAACCGAACAUUCGCGUCUUAUUCAGCCUAAACAGUGCUUGGUUGGAGUCGUGUGCCAAAACGUACAAGUCUCUUCGCAGAGCGAGACGUUAGUGGAACAACAUUCUGGAUCUAGCCAGAUUGAGUCUGCACGGGGGACUACCUCACAAUCUGCCUCUCCAACUCCGCUUCUCGCAAUGGCUUCCUUGGGACAAGAGCGUGUUGCAAAUCUUCAGGAAGCCCGUCAGUCCUAUCAUGUCGAUGCUCUUGAGGCCUUAAGAUCCAACCGGAACGCCAUCCCCUCAUCAGAACUAGGGAACACAAUGCCAAUCCAUGGUCCGCAAUCUCAGGCUCUAUCUCCAUGCAACCAUCUCAUUGUUGUUCCAUAUUAAGUCAUCAACACAGCCGGGACAAUGUUCAUUCUGCCUGAAGUCAUCCCAUGUGGUGGCUCGCAAACAGUCCUACACAAUACUAUUAAAAUGUCUCCCGUGAUGCCGCACCGAAGCCGCGCUCUUGGAAGUGCGUCAGAAGUCUUCUGCGAAGCUUGAGCAACACAAGCAACUGUCACGAUGCACCUAACCAGUGUUCUCACGAUCGUUCUGGUUGCAUGUGCUACUGUCAGCGCACAACUAAAUCAGCUCGCUGUUGCAGCAGGCUUCAAGUACUUUGGCACAGCUGUCGAUAACCCCGGGCUCAACAACCAGGCGUACAUGAACAUCGCCUCGAACAAGAAUGAGUUCGGUCAAGUUACCCCAGCGAACGGACAGAAGUGGGAUUCCACUGAACGCUCCCAAGGCCAGUUCAGCUACGCCAACGGCGAUGCCGUCACCAACAAAGCGCGACAGGCCAGCCAGAUCCUUCGUUGCCAUACCCUUGUGUGGCAUAGCCAGCUGCCCAGCUGGGUAAACAACAUCAACGGACGCGACGCCAUGACAAGGGUGCUCCAGACCCACAUCCAGAACGUCGCCGGCCACUACAAAGGCCAGUGCUAUGCCUGGGACGUCGUCAAUGAAGCCCUCGAGGAUAGCGGCACCUACCGCAACAGCCCUAUGUACCGCGCUCUCGGCAAAGACUUCAUCCCCCUCGCCUUCCAAGCCGCUGCCGCCGCUGACCCGGACGCGAAGCUGUACUACAAUGACUACAACAUUGAGAACCCAGGCGCCAAGUAUAAUGAAGCUCUCAACAUCGUGCGCAGCAUCAAGGCCGCCGGCGCGAGGGUCGACGGUGUCGGUCUACAAGCCCAUUUCAUCGUGGGCCAGACACCGAGCUUGACGAACCUGAAGACAGUGCUGACCGGAUUCGCGGCCCUGGUGGACGAGGUUGCAUACACGGAGCUCGACAUCCGACAUCCGCGACUCCCUGCAUCCGAUGCGGACCGGCAACAGCAGAGUCGGGACUACCAGACCGUUGCGCAAGCGUGCCUCGAUACGCCCAAGUGCAUCGGGAUCACGGUGUGGGACUUUGCUGACCAGUAUUCUUGGGUUCCGCAAACGUUUCCUGGUCAGGGGGAUGCCUGUCUCUGGAACAGCAAUCUUCAGAAGAAACCGGCCUACACGGGCCUUGUCAACCUAUUCUCGAGCGCUGCGGCGGUUCGAGCUAGUAGUAGUACGCGACCCACGACGUCGACAAGUGUUACCACAGUAACUUCAUCUCGAACCAUCUCAACUAUCACCAGCUACGUGACCCAAAUCUCGACUCGAUCCUCCUCGAUAACCCAAGCUCCGUCAUCUUCCUCGGCCAGAGGCUCCACCGUGACGGUUAUCGUGUCCAGCUGGACGACCCAGGUCGUGACGGUCACGAACAUUGACACCGUGAUCGAGACCAUUACAGUCUGGGUUCCGCCGUCGACAGCCACAUCGACGGUCCGCUCCACGACUAGCUUCUUGACCACCUUGUCGCGGAGCACGUCCACAACAUCGCCUCCGGCGCCCGAGGCCACGCAGACUAAGUACGGACAGUGCGGAGGCUCGAACCAUUUGGGGCCAACGAGGUGUGCGGCUGGAAGCAGCUGUACGGUGCUGAACCCUUGGUAUCAUCAGUGCUUGUAGGAGGAGAAUGGAUAAAAGCUUAGUGUCGAUACGAGCUGUCCAAAUGUAUCAGGGCAGGGUUGUCUGUGGUCUGGCGAGCAGCCAACUCAAGCUCAAGGGACCCCAAAGUCGCAUUUUAUUCUUAAUUACACAAUCAUUAAAGCUGCAACGUGAGGACCAUAUCUCUUAUGGCUGUAGCACAAGUCUGGACCAGCCCACCACGUGCUGUCGAU
Colletotrichum destructivum is the source of this 4117-nucleotide messenger RNA. Its product is annotated as Putative Cellulose-binding domain, fungal, glycoside hydrolase family 10 domain-containing protein. The coding region runs from base 2427 to 3905 and encodes 492 amino acids. NCBI's taxonomy places the organism in Eukaryota, Fungi, Ascomycota, Sordariomycetes, Glomerellales, Glomerellaceae. Gene Ontology annotation, cellular component: extracellular region. Gene Ontology annotation, molecular function: hydrolase activity, hydrolyzing O-glycosyl compounds; cellulose binding. The record is from RefSeq and is a predicted model, not a curated record. Gene Ontology annotation, biological process: carbohydrate metabolic process. The transcript has 4 exons.